AUGUCACGACCUCCACCACAGCCAAUUUUCGUGCAUCGUGGCUUGGAAGGUGGAGCGACUUCAUGUGCAGUUGUCAGUACAUCAAAUGGUUCUGGCAUUUUGGUUGGCACUGGCAAAGGCCGAUGUGAAUUAUAUGAUUCCGACACGCACGUUCAUAUCCGGACUGUAUACGGACUGAAUGAUACUUUUAUGUAUGCUGUACGAAAUCAUGCUGUCAUAAUACUUGGCGCUGAUGGUGUUCCCUGUGUGACAUUGCCUACUUCUCAUUGUGGUUACUGUAGGACGAUUGCUAUUGGUGAAUGGCUCAACGAACAGCAUUACAUGAGAUUCUGGUCGAGAUCGCUCGAAGUGCGAAAGAGACGACGUCACCUUAAAAGCUCUUCCUCUUUCAAUCACUUCUGCCGAAGAUUCGAUUUGUGGCGAGAACGAAGCAAGGCAACUUUGCCAAGAGGAUUUUUCAUGAGAGUAUCACUGUUCUCUGAGCCCAUCUUCUGCGUAGCAUCGUCGUCGUCCUCGGUGGCAUGUGGAUCAUCGAAGCCGCCUAUCGUACUCCUUCCUGUCAACGACAUUAAUGGCGAUCGCAGGAAAGUCAGCUAUCCACCAUGUUCACGUGGUGUUGGAAGUAUGGCGUUUUCUACGUCUGGAAAGACGUUGAUCGCCGGUUUCUGGGAUGGAUCGAUACGGGCCUUUUCUGUACAGAAGCUGACUAUUCUACUCUACCUCGACCUGCAUACGGAAACGAUCUCCCAGAUGGUAUGGAGCAAAGUGAAUGGCGAGGAUCGAUUAAUCGUCGGGUCUAUGGAUGAA
Messenger RNA from Cooperia oncophora, 807 nucleotides. The record is from the annotation of a GenBank genome assembly. NCBI's taxonomy places the organism in Eukaryota, Metazoa, Nematoda, Chromadorea, Rhabditida, Trichostrongylidae.